Physcomitrium patens is the source of this 1489-nucleotide messenger RNA. RefSeq names its product thioredoxin-like protein AAED1, chloroplastic. The record is from RefSeq and is a predicted model, not a curated record. Gene Ontology annotation, cellular component: chloroplast. NCBI's taxonomy places the organism in Eukaryota, Viridiplantae, Streptophyta, Bryopsida, Funariales, Funariaceae.
UCCGGGCCGCGAGAUGCCGCGACGGGGGCAGAGCUGCGCCUCACUGUGUCCGACGAACUGGCCUCGCAUUUCAGCCCCACGACUUGAGAGGAUUGAUGAGUGCCAGCAGAAUCGUCGUUGACAAUUUGUUUGUGAGAUUGGUUGCCAAUCCUCUGCGCUUCACUCGGCGCAAACCCAACAAUCGACUAUCUGUCAUUUGAGGCCGCAAGUGUACAUAUAUAUAAAUAUAAAUAAAGAGAAAGCAAGAAGACUCCGGUUUUCUUAAUACAAAAUAUCGAGAUGGAAGGAAUGCUACUGAAAACCUCGGUGAAUUCCUUCAUUUGUCACCCUCAGGCUGGCCAGCAGCGGAAGAACCGUUGCGAUGUUAAUAAGCAAGUGGCCCCUCACUCCUCUUUUACUUCCACGACUAUUACGCACUCUUUGACAUCUCGUCCCGCAAGUUCACAAUUCAACAGGUGUUCCAUGAGAAGAGCAGCAGGAGUGGUGCAUGCUGCUGUACAGACCGGCGAGACCGUUGAUAUGUCUGCUUUUGAUGGUAUCACCAUAUACGCCACGGACGGCCAACCUGUGAAAUUCUCUGAGCUUUGGGAUCAUCGCAAUGGAAAGGCAAUUGUGGCAUUUCUGAGGCAUUUUGGAUGUCCUUUUUGCUGGGAGUUUGCAGCAGCUCUUCGGGAAGCAAAGCCUAAAUUCGAUGCUGCUGGCUUCAAACUCAUUACGAUUGGCGUAGGACCUUCAAGCAAGGCUCAGGUUCUUUCAGAGAAGCUGCCCUUUCCAGCGGAUUGUCUUUACGCUGAUCCUGAUAGAAAGGCUUAUGACGCGUUGGGUCUCUACCACGGUGUUGCACGGACAUGGCUCAAUCCAGCAUCAAUGCAGAUAUUUACUCGUCUAGAUAAGGUGGCGGAUGCGGUGAAAGGAUGGAACCGCGACGUCAUGCCUGACAACACAGCGGCUACUCUCCAGCAGGGUGGAGUGUAUGUAUUUGAAGGUUCCAAGGUGCUUUAUGCUCGCAAAGACGAGUCUACUGGUGACCACUCUAAAAUUGAUGAUAUUUUAGGCAGUUGCUGCUCAACUGUGAUGGCCUGAGGGCAACCUUCACAAUGAAAAACAGCGAAGUUUGAGGUUCAAAAUAUGAAGUAAUUUGCCGAAGAGGAGUACUGUACAUUGAUUUGUACUUAAACAAUUAAAAAACUUAAAUUGUAUCUUUUAUAUUGGAGUCGCAAUCGUUGUUAUAAGCUGAAACGUGAAGACUAAGAAGUAACAACAAUCCUAAUGGUUCUUCCUCUCCUUCGAUCCACUAGCAACCUGCUGUCUUGUAUUAUGAUCCUUACAGUGUAGAGUACACACUUUCCCAAGUCGUAGAUCAUUUGUUUUUAAGUAACAGAGCGCAAACUGCUGAGCUAAAUUCAAUGAGGCAAGAUGAAUUUCACUACUGCGAUUUGAUCUGACCAACUUUUUGGUCUUCAACUUGUACUUCAAAAGUUUUCCUGGA